Molecule: messenger RNA, 2361 nt
Organism: Dendrobium catenatum
Lineage: Eukaryota; Viridiplantae; Streptophyta; Magnoliopsida; Asparagales; Orchidaceae
Exons: 5
Coding region: 597-2048 (483 amino acids)
Source: RefSeq, a predicted model, not a curated record
GGCACAGUGCGGAGAAGAAGGGGAAGGGUUGCAAGAGGCUACGGUUGGAGAUGUUCUUUGUUCGAGUGUCGGAGGCAGACGAGAGGAAGAAGCCGGGAGAGGGGGUUUCUUGUUGUGGUUUUCAUAGAAGAGCUGCUGUUGUAGAGGAUCUUGAAGUCGUAGUUGGAGCUCUUCUUCUUCUCAUCACUCGAUCAACUACCGGUGGUAAGCAGAUAAGGCUGCUCGCUGAAGUUGCUGGCUGCAUUGGGUACAGUGCGGAGAAGGGCAAGGAGAAGAAGGGGAACGGGGUUUCUUGUUUUGGUUUUCAUAGAAGAGCUGCUGUUGUAGAGGAUCUUGAAGUCGUAGUUGGAGCUCCUCUUCUUCUUCUCAUUCUCAUCACUCGAUCAACUACCAGUGGGAAACAGAUAAGGCUGCUCGCUGAAGAGAUCCGGACUCCCAUUUGUUAAGGCUGGGGACUGUCAGUCUGUUAUCAUUAACUACGCAUUUUGCAACUAUUCUUCAUCUCUUUUGUUACAAAAAGCCAACCUUAGGCAUAAUUAUUCAUAGUUAUAUCAAGGGAAGACGGCUUGCAACACAAAUUUUCUUCCUAGUACGCCAUGUCUGAUAUAAAUUUAAGGCUUCUAGUUGAUAAAGAGCAAAAACGGGUUGUGUUUGCUGAAGCUGGAAGUGAUUUCAUUAAUGUCCUUUUUAGCUUCCUUACUCUUCCCCUAGGAAGCAUCGUCCGACUUUUGGAGAAGCAAACAGAUUUGGGAUCUCUCGAUAACCUUUAUGAGAGCGUUGAGCAGCUUGACGUCAAAUACCUGCAAUCCGAGGCAUGCAAGGAAAUGCUUCUCAAACCUCGAAGUGCGGCUGCAGAAAUAUGUGAUGACUUGAAAAUUAAAAAUAUUCAUGAUGUCAAUCCAAGACAUUUCUAUAUUUGCAAUGAAAGUGAUUGCUUAAUUCAAUCCUCGUGUUACUAUACCUAUGUAACUAAGGCUCGAUGCAGCCGUUGUGGCAAACUGAUGGGUAAGGAUUGGAGUUGGUCAAAAGGUACAGUUGAAAAAAGAGGAGUCUUUGUUAAUGAUGAAGCUGAUUUUAUUAUAACUGAUAAUUUACGGGUGAUGCCAAUUUCUUUGAUGAGUGGUUUCUCUCUGAUGGAGGAGCUACGAAUUAAAAAUACAGACAUGUUAGAGGAAAGAGUUAUAAAUGUUGGCAAUGAUGAGGCUUUGAACUUGCUGAGGAUAUCAUUGGUAUCCAAGCGUACUUUGACAAAGCUUUUCUUCCCUGAUGAGUGUAUAGAACAAAGCGUGAAGUGCUUUUCAGUGAUUAAAGAGGAGAUUAAAAAGGAGAAUAAAGAGAAGAUUGAUGAUGGUGAAGAACAACAACAAAUGAAUGUGAAGAUUAUAUUUAACAAGAAAAACAACAAUGUUUUAUAUGCGGAAGUUGAGGGAGAUUUUGUCAAUCAGCUUUUGAGUUUUCUCACAUUUCCUCUAGGUUCCGUGUUCAUGCUUCUAGGCGAUCAAAUAUCUUUAGGUUGCAUUAACAAUUUGUAUUCCACAGUUAAAAGAUUAAAAUUAGAUUAUUUUGAGUCAGAAAAAUGCAAGAAUAUGUUGAUACUUCCAGAAAUUGCUUCCUACUAUGGAUGUAGUGACCAAAUGCUACAAUUGGAUGAGAUUUCAUCAACUGAAGGGACCAUUUCGUCUAGUUGCGUAAAAUGCCAUUUAGAUAAUCGAUCAAAAUCUCGUCUAACUCCUCCAUGCAAGCAUGGAUUAAGUGAGGCAAAAAUUAUAGAGCAAAAUCCAAAGUUAAAAAAUGGAGGGAGUGAUUGUGGUGGAGGUUUUGUGAAAGAUGAAAGAAGGUUUAUGGUUGCUGACAACCUUCAAAUUUCUCCGAUUUCCUCAAUUUCUGCCAUAAUUAAAGGAGUAGACUUUCUAAUUUCCGACCUUGUUGAGAAAGAAGUUAGCGUUGAUAAAGUCAAGGUUUUAUCGCUGUUGGGUGCCACACUGAGCUCCAAGACUGUGUUAACUGAUAUUUUCUCUGCUAAACCAAUGAAUCGGAAAAGUUACUAAAUGUCUAUAACAUAAUGCUCAAGUUGUGGUGCAAAUUAGAUAGCAUUAUAACUGGUGACUGAACUAUCUAAACUUUUUUGUCGGAUUCGAACCGUUUCAUUUUUUGUUUGGUUAGCACUACUAUCCAACAAAAACAAGCUCACCAGUUUUAUCUCAAAAAGUUCUUUUAUUUCUCGACAAAUUCUACUCCGCAUACUUUGGAAGCUAUUAUGGUUCCUAGUUAAUUUGUGUUGCUACCGUCGAUAUGUUUAUGAAAAAUGAUGCAUUCUUCAUACAUUUUUGUACCACCAGUCAUUUGAACCGGUGCAAUUCU